Molecule: messenger RNA, 642 nt
Organism: Scutellospora calospora
Lineage: Eukaryota; Fungi; Glomeromycota; Glomeromycetes; Diversisporales; Gigasporaceae
Source: the annotation of a GenBank genome assembly
GGCGACGAAUCAGAUAAAAAAAAGGCCACAGAAUGGGAAAAGACACGUUCAUGUAUACGGGUUCACAUCGAUAAUCGAAUUUAUGGUGCAAUUAAUAAUAUACAUGGAAGCAUAAGUAGUGAAGCGUUUAAUGUAAAAUUUACGCCAAAGAGAACUAAUCAAGAAAAAGAUAAUGAUAAAGUCCGAAAACGGACUAGGAUCGAUGUCUAUUUCCAAAGAACACCCGAACACCAAAAGGCAAUUGAACAAAAUUUGAUAUAUAAUUAUUCCAUUUAUGAUCACGAAGUUAUUAUAGAGAACGUUGAUAACGAAGAUGCUUACACAAAAAACAUACAACUAUCUUAUGAGAAUGUGGCAGAAGUUCAUAGCAUUAUUGAAAAGAUACAAUAUAUCGAAUGUUUUUUCUUUAAGUAUAGGGUUGUAAAACUUUUAGUGCAAGAUACCUCGGAAGAAAUCGAAAGCAAAAAUCAAAGAAAUGAAACUCGCCAAUACAAACAAAGAAUCCAAAUUGGUUGUUAUCAAGAUGGAAUCUAUACAAUCAAUGGUAAUGCAACUAUCUUUGAGAUCGGUUUUUUAGAAGUUGUUGGAAGUACUAAUUGUGUCGAUAUUACAAAACUAAAUGAAGACACUGAAAAUUUUUAA